AUGGUGGAGCUAUGGCCUGAGGGAUCGGAGGGCCGAAAGCGCCUUUGGGUCAGACUCCCUCCUUCCAGGGAGUGGGAGCCUGGAAGUUCCCUCACGGCCUUCUACGAGCUUGAUGAUGGGGUCCUGCAUCCCGGAAUUAAGGUGGAGCCAUGCCCCCCGCGCUUCUGCACCUCUGCCUGUUUCGGCUGGGGGGCAGGCCUCUUCAGCAUCCUGACCUUAUGCACUGGCUUGUGUGUACUACCCUAUGUAUUGCUGCCGCCCUUGGGCCUGGCCCUGCUCAGCCUCGUGCCGGUGCUGGUGUUCGGGUCGUUUGUACAAUUCUACUUCCAGGAUUCUGUGAAGUUGUCGCAAAUGGUGAUCUCCUUCUUCGAGGCCAUUGCUUGGAUUCUUCCAUUGGCAGGAGCCAUUCUCAUCAUCUAUUUCCCACUUGGCUGGCAAGACUGGGUGAGCAACUGCCAGGAGGUAUCAUCAGCAGAGGAAAAUGUGGUAAAUGCGGAUUGCCUGGGCAAGAGGGCUCUCCAAGCCUACCUGAUGACGGCCUUCCUGGAGGAACUUCUCAAAUACAUCUGUGUUCGACGCAUCCUCUGGUUUCCCUUUGUUGCCGACCCUUGGGCCCUGUGCUGCUACGGUGGCUGUGCUGGUCUUGGCUUUGCCGCACUGGAGAAUGCACUUUACGUGGGUUCCGGCAGCUUGUUUACGGCUCUGCUGCGGGCCGGGACGGCUGUGCCAAACCAUUUGAUGUACGGAUUGCUGCAUGGGGCAUUCCUCUCGGAGCAGCGCUUUUCAUUGAAGUUGAAGCGCCGCUGUCCAUCCUUCAUGCUCACACCGAUGCUGCCCAUCCUCCUCCACGGCAGUCACAACUUUUCCAUCGCAGUGUGCCAGUACGUAAACCUGUGGCUUGGCCUCGCUUUGAUGCUCGUGGUGGCCGUGAGUGCCGUUUGCAUCUUGCGGAUGGCCCUGGUGCGACAGCAGUUCCCCACACUGAACGUCCACGAUCUGAUCAAAUCAGGACUCGUCGAAGCCCCCCACUGCUGCUGCUGCUGUCAAGGUGUUUGUGGAUGGGCGCCAAAGACAGCCCCACCCUACUUGAUUCCAGUGGACUCGCACGCUGGCGGAGUACUGGAGCCUUUAGUCGGUGAGGCCACGCAAGUCCGAGGAGUUGGCAUGGGCACCUUCGAAGCCAGAGCGGACGAGCAGAGUUUGGUGGCCAGCCUCCAGUGCUCUUGCACAAAGGGCAAGUGGUAUUUCGAGACAGUUGUCGGACCGCAUGCCCGGAAUUGUCGGACAGGUUUCGUGCAAGUGGGGUCGAGCAUGACUGGCCAGCUGGGAGGUGAUUCAAAAAGCUGGGGUUUCGGUGACGAAGGCUUGUGGCAUGGAGACGAGCUGGUGCAAAACAGGACCCAUCGGGAACCUUCAGUUGUGGGUGCGCUGCUGGACUUGGACGAUGGUACGCUGAUGUUCAUGGUUGACGGGGUUGCCACGCAGCAGGUGCACAUUGACACCACCACAGGGUGGCUGCCCGCAUGGAGUUUUACCGGGACGUUGGGAGUCCGCUUGGACGGGCGAUUCGCAUUUGAGCCACCACAGGGCUUCUCGCCAAUUCGCAGAGCAGCCAUGAGCGAUUUGAAUGCGUCGCCUCAGGUUGUUGGGAUCUUGCUGUCUGACAGCCAAAGUGAGCUGUAA
Messenger RNA from Symbiodinium natans, 1683 nucleotides. NCBI's taxonomy places the organism in Eukaryota, Dinophyceae, Suessiales, Symbiodiniaceae. The record is from the annotation of a GenBank genome assembly.